Nannospalax galili (Upper Galilee mountains blind mole rat) is the source of this 1893-nucleotide messenger RNA. It is a transcript of the gene Ankdd1a, whose product is annotated as ankyrin repeat and death domain containing 1A. The record is from RefSeq and is a predicted model, not a curated record. The transcript has 15 exons. Gene Ontology annotation, molecular function: protein binding. Bases 79 to 1641 code for a protein of 520 amino acids. Gene Ontology annotation, biological process: signal transduction. Lineage: Eukaryota; Metazoa; Chordata; Mammalia; Rodentia; Spalacidae.
CUCUGGCCUGGGCACUCCUUGUUCCGGCAGCCACGCGCGCGCGUGCGCGCGCGCGCAACACGAACGCAGAGCUGCGGGAUGGAGGAGCUGGCCUGGGAGACCCACGGCCUGCUUCCCCUGGAGAGACAGCUCCAUGAGGCAGCUCGUUGGAACCAGGUGGGGAGGAUAAAGGAGCUGAUUGGAAGGAGGGUUAACAUCAGGGCCAGAAACCAUGUGGGCAGAGUGGCCCUACACUGGGCUGCAGGUGCUGGGCAUGAGCAGGCUGUGCGGCUGCUCCUGGAGCAGGGGGCUGCUGUGGACGAUGUAGACUCGUUUGGUAUGAACGGGCUUCUCCUGUCUGCCUGGUUUGGCCACUUGCGGAUUGUCCAAAUUCUGGUCAACGCCGGGGCCAAGGUCCACUGUGAGAGCAAGGUAAGACUCCAGGGACCACCCUGGGCUUGUUUCCAGGAUGGCCUGACCUUACUGCACUGUGCAGCUCAGAAAGGCCACGUGUCUGUGCUGGCCUUUGUCAUGGAGGAUCUGGAGGAUGUGGCCCUGGACCAUGCAGACAAGCUGGGUAGGACAGCGUUUCACAGAGCUGCUGAGCAUGGACAGCUGGAUGCUCUGGAUUUCCUGGUGGGCUCUGGCUGUGACCACAGUGUCAAAGAUAAGGAAGGGAACACAGCCCUGCACCUGGCUGCCAGCCGGGGCCACAUGGCUGUGCUACAGAGACUUGUGGACAUUGGGUUAGACCUGGAGGAGCAGAAUAUGGAAGGUCUGACCGCCCUGCAUGCAGCCACUGAAGGGUUCCACCCCGACUGCGUGAGGCUUCUUCUCAGGGCUGGGAGCAACGUGAAUGCCCUCACCCAGAAAAAGCUGAGCUGCCUCCAUUACUCGGCCCUCAGUGGCUCUGAGGACAUGUCCCGGGCGCUCAUCCAGGCAGGAGGGCGCACCAAUGUGGCUGACCAGCAGGGUACCUCUCCUAUGCACCUUGCUGUGAGAUACAACUUCCCUGCCCUGGUCCAGCUGCUCAUUGAUGCCCACAGUGACUUGGAUGCCAUAGAUAAUAGGCAGCAGACACCCCUCCACCUUGCUGCUGAGCACGCCUGUCAGGACGUGGCAGAGAUGCUCCUUGUUGCAGGCGUUGACCUAAGCCUGAGAGAUAAGCAAGGAAAAACUGCCCUGGCCGUGGCUGCCCGCAGUAACCAUGUCAGCCUGGUGGAUAUGAUCAUCAAAGCUGAUCGUUUCUACAGAUGGGAGAAGGACAACCUUUCAUGCGGGGACCCCAGUGACUCCUUUGGGAAGGGCUUGACCUUUAAGCAGGAUCAUCGGCAGGAAACACAGCAGCUCCGAUCCGUGCUUUGGCAACUGGCCUCCCGGUAUCUGAGACCUGCGGAGUGGAAGAAGCUGGCAUACUCCUGGGAGUUCACCGAGGCCCAUGUCAGUGCCAUUGAGCAACAGUGGACAGGCUCCAGGAGCUACCGGGAGCAUGGUCACCGCAUGCUACUCAUCUGGCUGCAUGGUGUGGCCACAGCUGGCAAGAACCCCAGCAAAGCACUGUUUGAGGGCCUCAUGGCCAUUGGCAGGAGAGACCUGGCUGAGAGCAUGAGGAAGAAGGCAAAUGGUGAACCAAGGGCCCCCAGGAGGUGCACAGCCAUGUGAGCGGGACAGACAAGGAUGUCCGUAAGGGCUUUAACAACAGUCACUGCAAACAGACCUCCAGCAGGAUCUACUGAAUCACAGAGCCAGCAGGAAAGUAAUCUUUUUCAGAGGCUCGUCAGGGGCUUGUCCCCGUUUUCUGGGUAAUCCUGUCCCAGGGGUGUGAACCUUUGCAGCUCUAAGCUUACUUUUUUAUGUGUGGUCAGAGGACCUCCUCAGGUGCUGUCCACAUUGUUUCAAAAUGGUCUCUCACUG